This is a messenger RNA of Neoarius graeffei (lesser salmon catfish), 8209 nucleotides long. RefSeq names its product senataxin (gene setx). Gene Ontology annotation, molecular function: transcription termination site sequence-specific DNA binding; helicase activity. Gene Ontology annotation, biological process: termination of RNA polymerase II transcription. Lineage: Eukaryota; Metazoa; Chordata; Actinopteri; Siluriformes; Ariidae. The transcript has 26 exons. Gene Ontology annotation, cellular component: nuclear body. The record is from RefSeq and is a predicted model, not a curated record. The coding region runs from base 241 to 7224 and encodes 2327 amino acids.
CCGGUACAGCUUAGCGGACUCGGUUAGGUUGCAUUGCGUGAACCAAAACACUAAGCUAGCAAGCUGGGCGGUUUUUUUGGUUUUUUUUUGAAACUUUUGUGGAGUUUCGAUGAGGAAUAUUAUUAUUGCACAGAAGAGGAUGAAAUAAUUACAGCCUGGAAGCCGAUAUACAGACGGUUUGUUUUGUUGGAGCAAACUAAUAUCUGGAUUAUAUGUCUAUACGUUGGAAACUACGAAGUUAUGGAGACGUGUCUGUGGUGUACAUCAGCAGCUGAAAGUGACGUGGCGGUCACAGCGGUUCUAAAGCGCUACUGCAGCAAUGAUAUGACGCCGCAGGAAAUGCUGGAUGCUAAUACUGACUUCAUAUAUUGCAUGGAGUGUGUGGUGGCGUACCACCGGGCAAGAGAGAGGGUCCCUGCACUGCACAAGCGUCUCUGGGAACUGGAGACAGCUCGGCUGCUUGAAGUUUUCCGGGAAACGUUGGCGAAUCCAGAGGACUGUGACCUGUACUUUGUCGACGACGGUAAUGAGCAGCCCGUUCCCAAGAUUUCCCCUGAAGAAUUUAACAUUCGGAUGAGCUUCCCACUCCUAGAAGUGCUGAAAUACCCUUAUCUGCUGUGCCACCGGGAGCUCUGUGAAAUGGCAGUGAGUGUGUUAUGCAAAAUGGAGGCUACGCCAUACCCUUUGGCAGUACAUGAACAGUGUCAGGGAAUAUACCUGCUCAUGGUGCAUCCAACCGAAAUGGUGCGUCGCUGGGCAAUAGCCACUGCCAAGUCGUUGGGCAGAGUGGACCGAGAUAACUAUUAUUAUCUUCAGGAGGUCUUCACUUGCAUGUUCUAUGUCAUUGAUUUAGGAAUCACUGUGGACUUGGAUAUAAACAUGGAUGACUCGUACUGCUCUGGCAAGCUCCAGAUGCUACCUCCACAUCUGUAUGACUCCAAAAAUAAGAAGAAUUACUGGCUAGGUAUCUGCAUGUUGCUGAUGCAGCUGGACUCGCAGGCCAUGGACUCUUUGUUAAUGGGGCCAGAAGGGCAGGCCAGCAUUCCCCUGUGCAUUAUCAAUACCAUGAGUGACUGUCAUAAAGAUGUCGACCAGGGAUCAGAUCCCUUCUGGCCUGCUUUGCACUGUUUCUUGGUCAUUCUAGACCGACUGGGCUCAAAAAUCUGGGGUCAAAUCGAACCACUCGAAGCUUUCCAAGCCAUCACUAAAGCAGGCAGCUACAUAAAUGAAAUUGAAGAUAUCCGACAGAAAACAGCAGGGACAAGAGUGAAAGUGGAACCUGAGAAUCAUGAUGUCCCAUUAUCCUGUAGUCAAAUUGUAUAUGGCUGUUAUUCUAUGGAGCAAACACGUAAAUCUUCAAACUGUUCAUCUGGCAGUAGUGACUCCAAUGGCAAUGCAAUUUUUGAAGAAAUAAGCUGCCUAGUUAAGGUCUUGCAGUCUGAAAUGGGCCAAGGCAUGCGUGUAUAUGGUAGCACCUUUCUUUGGUUCAUUCCCUUUGUUCGUUCCAUCAUGGAGCUGACUGUGCUUAAUAGCAUCUGUAUUGGGGAAGUUGUCCACUAUCUGGAUAACAAUGUCAACAAGGAUGUGCUGUCUGGACGGACACGCACCUGCGACAAAGUCACGGAGUUCUUUAUCCGCAUCCUUGUUGAUAUAAUUCAGCUGCACCUAAGUGAAGGCUGCAUGGUAGUGCUGUCCUAUUUUACUCAUAUAUGGGUAGAUAUGGUAAUGCAGUGUGCAACCCUUUCCGCUGACAUUUGUAAUACCAGAAUUCAAGAUAGGAUGGGGGUCUGUUCAACUUCUUUGCAUCUUGCUAGAGGGACCUGGAUGCCAGCAGAUGGUGUUGGUGCAAUGAUUCAAGCUUGCAUGAAGUUGAUUCACACUCUGUUGAAAGAAGGGAGACGUACAGGAACAGUUCCAGAGUCUGCACCUUUUCUGGACCUAAUUAACAGACACCUGCGUGGUGUGUCUGCUAGAGGGUGGAAUCUUCCCAAAUCAGAAUAUGAGAAUCUUAAGAAAUGCUUACUCAAGCUUGUAAAAGCAAUAUCGGAAAAGCCUGAAGUUUCAAACGUUCUGCCAUGUGCUCCGCCAACACCACCGUCGGAUCCUUCGGAAAAUGUCAUUUCCUACCCAAAUGCAACAACGACCCCACCUCUGCAGCAACUACAAAACAAAGAUGCAGCAGUUGGUCCAGGUGGUCCUGUAGGUACAAUAAAAUCUAUUAAGGAUGAACCAUUGUGGGAUCAGGAGGAAUGUCAAAGUUUCUGUGAUGGUCAUGAACAAAUAAUUAAGGCAAAGAAAGAACCUUGCAACCCAAUACCAAUUUCAGAAUUGAGACCUCCUCUUGAGGUGGCUCGUAUGAAACCAGACUUGGGGAAAAUGCAAGAAAUCAAAUCUUUAUUGAAGGAUCAGAAUCUUUCCAAGAUACAAGCCAUUGCUAAGGGAAGAUUUGAAACCAAGGGCGAACAAGGUACAUGCACUGGCUUGAAAGAGACUGGAAAUGCAUCAUGUGUAAGCCCUCAGCCUUCAACCUCACAAUCUAAGAUCCUAGACUCUGCCAAGCUUGGCAAGAUCUGGAACGAUGAAGAUGAUGAGUCCCUUGAUGUCCAAAGGCGUUGUCUAAAAAGAUCCCUCAAGUCCACUGAUGAGGAUUCAACUGAUGUUAGACAGGUUUCAAUGCAGUUGCCUCGCAGUGCAAAAGGGGUCCAUGAGACUAACAUAAUCACCAUUUCAGUUGAUGUUUCUUCAAGUGAUGAAAAGCUGUUGGAAAACAAGGUAACCGGUAAUCCCUCUUUGGACAUGGAAUCUAGUAAGAGCCCAGGCCGUGAUUUUGAUGAGUUGAGUGAAUCACAAGUAUUUGAAUUUGAAACCCAAGAUUAUGUGGGAUCUGCCUGGAAUGAGCCAUGUGUUGACAUCCCAGUGGUGACCAAAAAGCAGAAACUUGGGAAUGAUUCCAAAGCAUGCAUUAGUCAUGACGCUCUGGAGCCCUUGGGGACUCAGCCUGUCUCAGAUAAAGACAUUGACAAAGUCUGUCUGCAAGUGGAGGCACAAAUCCAUAAACAGCAACAGCCACAGGAACCAAUUGUACCAACCAUGCAAGUACCGUCCAAAGAAAGUUCCAAUGAGAAAUGUGAUUUUAUACAGUCCAAACAUUCCAAAAGUCCCCCUGAAAAAGUUGACCUGAUUGACAAAGGCAAGCAAUGGCUGAGCAGAAAGCCUCCUGUUAUUGAAGCCCCGAGUCAGAAAAUCAAGACUCAUCGCAGAUCACAUCACGGUAUAUCUCCAGACCCCGUGAAACCAUGUUCUUCCACAAUGCUGGCUUCAUCCUCUGUUGCACGUACAGCCACCCCAGCUAUCGUUCCACCAAAAAAGGUUCGCAAACGUGUUGAACCAGAAUCUGUAGCAGAGCUUCUGGGGUUAAAAAAAAAGAAAAGGAAAGCUUUUGAGUUGUCACAAUGUUCCUUGGUGGCCUUGGAUGAACUUCGAUCACAUGGCAAGAACGUACAUGUUGAGCCAGAACAGAAGUCAAAGAGAGUUCAUCAACAAAAGGGUGGCGUAAAGAAAGGGAAGAAGUUCCUUCCAUCGCAAGAUCGGCAAUACUUUAGACAGAGCCGUGGGAUGGUCCAGAAGGCAAGGCCAGCCACUGCUGUUGCUGCCAAAUCAAACAAAUACCCUGUAUCAGAUACCCUACCCAAAUCAAAACCUACAAGUGAAAUUGUGGAGGAGCCAAGUGACGAAGAGGAGGAUGAUUUCCUUCCCUGCUCUCAGCCUGAUCCUGAACGAAGGGUGGACAGUAAAAUGGAUACCGGUCAAGUCAUUACUAGUUUGUCAGAUGACUCCAAAAAAGCAAUAAAUGAUUGUGUUGAGAGCAUUAAAAGUAGAGAGUUCAGUUCCCUUCAAAACAAUGACGGUGGCAGUGGUUCCAUGGCAGAAGGUGCAGAAUCCAGGAGUGAAAGUUGUGGUGGUAGUGAUGAUGAAUGGACAUGCCUUACACAAAAUGAGCCGACGGACAUGGAGCUAUGCUCUCAAGUGGAGCAAAUGGAAGCCGAGUAUGGUGAGCACUUGAUAGAUACUGGCUGUGUGCCCAUGGACAAUGGCUCUGGCAACCAAGCAAAUGUUUCUGAAGGAGAAAUGAAUGUGCAACUUAAGCCAUUAUCUGGAAACGCACCUCAGAAAUCGCUUCUUGAUGCUUCCAGCGAGACCUCUUCAGAUGACCAUUUGUUCUCGAAACCUAGCAUGCCCACUGAGCAUCAGAAAAAAGCAAAGCCUCCUACAACAAAAAUUUAUACAUCGAGUUCCCGCAGUGCCUCUUUGGCCAAAGAGAUGGGAAAAAUAGCCAACCCUGUACUGGCUGCUAAUGUUGCUAAGGUUAAGGUUGCACGACCACCACCAGUAAUGCUACCACCACCGGCAAUGCUGCCGCCGCCACCUCCCAAAUCCACACCACAACACGAAUUUUGCCAACCUUUCCCACCCAGACCCACACUGCACUCUCCAAAUCAGGCUUCAACAUCACCUUUUAAUGUAACCCCUGCUCCCCAUGUACCUUCCUAUAAGACCUAUCCCAGACCAGAAACACCUGUAUCAGUGCAAACGCCAACAAUGGGUCAACAUCAAAGAGCUGAAUCUGAGAAGUUUGAGGAACCUUACUUGAUACAGGCUAUUUUAAAGUGGGAGUACUGCAUGUUUGACAACUACAAAAUGUUUGGGAUACCUCGACACUUGUGUCCAUUUCCCCUUAAGGAAGUACCAGUGAAGUUCUCUAACUAUCAGGAGUACUUCAACAUCUUAUACCCACUCCUCCUCAUUAAUACAUUCGAGGAGAUGGUCAGUGAAUGGCUUAAAGGUGGCAGAAUGAGACUUGACCUCAAGGUCCAGGGAAUUGAAUACAGCAAACGCAUGGCCAAGGCCAGAUUCACAGUAAACCUUAAGACUGAGCAGAUGAAGCAGUCGUAUCCUAAAGAUGAAGACCUUGUGCUCCUCUGGCUGCCGGAGAACACUGGUGCAUAUGCUCAUGAUGAACCAGUUGUUCCUGAGACGAGUAUCCACUUUGGAUUUGUGUCACGAUCCACUGUGUCAAAUAUUAGAGGAGGGCAGUGGUCUAUAUUGGAUCUUUCCAUUCAGACGUAUGGGAAUGUGUCCUCUGUUAACACCCAGCUUGUACGCUGCGAACGGAUCGGCUCCCUUAUCAGUACAUUGCGGGAAUUCAGAGCGCUGUGUUUGUUACGAAAUAGCAAGAUGGCACCUCCCGUUCUCAAUCCAGACAUCAAGUACUUUGCACCCUGCCAGGAUGGCUUUCCAAACCUAGAUAUGCCUGAAUAUAACGGGGACCAGGCCAAAGCAAUCAGCUGUGGUGUUGCAGUGGUGAAAAGGAAGGAGAAGACCCCACAGAUGAUGUUAAUCCGCGGACCACCAGGGACCGGGAAGAGCAAAGUCAUAGUUGGCAUUCUGCGCAGACUUCUUGCUCCUGGUCAGAGUCCUUCUGUGAAUCGCUAUGGCAAGUCUUGCAGAACGAGAAUUCUGCUCUGCGCCCCAUCGAAUGCCGCCAUUGACAGCUUGAUGAGGAAAGUCAUUAGUGACUUCAAAGCAAAUUGCUUGAACAUCCAUUCUCCACAAGGAACCUGUGGUGACAUUAACCUGGUGCGACUUGGGAGUGACAAGACUAUUUCUAACGACCUAAAACUCUUCAGCCUUGACAACCAGGUCAAGAAAGACUUGGAGAAAGGGCAGCAAAAGAAUGGUCAGCAAAAGAAUGGUCUGGAUAUUCAGAAGCGGAAGGAGGAAUUGGACAUGAUUAUUGACUCACUUUCUGAACAGUGUGGCAGGAAAGGCAAAAAAUGGCCCAUGUUUGACGAGCUGAAUACCAAAAAGCUGUCUUAUUUAAAGGAAAGGGAAAAACUCAGCAGAAACUUUAAAGAGAUUGAUGAUAAAAGGCAUGAUGUCCAGUCACGUCUCUUGCUUAACGCUCAUGUGAUCUGCUGCACGCUCAGCACAAGUGGUGGUACCCUCCUUAAAUUUGCCUUUCGUCAUCUUGGACAUGAACCAUUUGAUUGUGUUAUUAUCGAUGAGGCGGGACAAGCUAAAGAAACAGAAACGUUGAUCCCUUUGCUUUAUCGAUGCCAAACCCUCAUCCUGGUGGGUGACCCUGAGCAACUCCCACCCACGGUCAUAUCCCAGAAAGCUAAAGAGCUGGGCUAUGACCAGUCACUGAUGGCUCGGGUUUGCAAGCGCCUUUGCACAUCUUUCACACGUCCGUCUCCCAGCAUCUUCCUCAGUUUCCAGUACCGCAUGCACCCAUAUAUUUGCGAGUUCCCAUCCAAGUACAUCUACGGCAGGAACUUAAAAAACGACAGUGAGACUGCGCAGAGGCUGUGUUCGUCCUCCUGGCCGUUUGAACCCUACAGAGUGUUUGAUGUAACUGAUGGAAAAGAGAACCGAGAGGGAGAUUCAUUUAGUAACCUGAAGGAGGUCAAGCUGGCAGUGCUGCUUGUUAAGCUGCUUUGGGAAAAGCAGGCCACGCGCAAGGAAAAACAGCAAAUACGUGUUGGGAUCAUCACUCCAUAUAACGCCCAGAAAAAAACCAUCCAGCAGACCCUUGAGAAGGAACUAGACAAUGAAUCAUUGAAAAAAUGCAUACACCUGGAGGUGGACACUGUGGAUGGGUUCCAGGGCCGUGAAAUUGACUGCACCAUUGUGUCUUGUGUAAGAGCCAGUCACGAAAAUGGUUCUAUCGGAUUUGUUGGUAAUCGCCAGAGGAUGAAUGUUACCAUAACAAGAGCCAAAUCCAGUUUGUUUAUCCUGGGACAUCUCUGCACACUCAAGGAGCAAAGCGAUUGGGGUGCACUAAUAAAGGACGCAGAGGAACGUGGCUUCAUUCUAACGGCAUCCGAGUCCAAAUUUCACGAGGUCACCAAGAAGGUCCUGAAACCGAUUCGAUAUCCUCAUGGUCACCUGGAAUCCUCCAACCGCAUCCCCAUUCUUGGCCAUUCUGAUCGACACCGAGACCAUAGAAUGCAUCCCAGACCUUCAGACCGACGUCCGCCAGAGGCUUAUCAUGCAAGCAGAGAGCAGGACAGCGGGAACCAAAACUUCACUCGCUCAAUGCCACCCAGUCGCCGUGCUUCAGAUCCUCGGCUUCACCAAAGCGCCACACGUUCCUUUCGUUCCCUUUCAGGACAUUACGAACGUCACACUACUUCUUCCUCAUCAAAUUCACACAGAAAAUAAUAUUUGCAUUUAUUUUUGCAGGACUUUGCACCUCUUUUGCUUAAAUGACUGUCGACAUGUCACGGUAGCUCUGACUAAACGUGUUUCUACCAUAAAACUUGUUCAACCUGGCAAUCCUAGAAGAUCGCUAGCUGAAGUGGUCAUGUAAAAUAAUGGCACUUUGUGACAGACUUCGAUUAAAUACCAAAUUAACAUUGUACCCCAAUAUAUGGUAAUCGGCUUUAUUUUAGCGAUUUGUCUUCAUGUACAUAAGUGAUAAAACUGAACAGUCUUUUUCUUUCAAUGCAAAAUUUUUGCAUUUAUGCUAAAAAAAAAACAAAACACACAACUAAAAUGGGCAGUAAGUCUCAAACAAAACAGACAUGCACUUCUAAUUAACCUUUUUCCUGACUUGUAUAGCUCAAUGUCGAUUCUAUCUGCAUAAAAAAAAAAAAAAGUUGUAAAAGCUUAAAUACAUUUUACUGCUGAUAGUUUUUGGUUACAAAGCCGACACACGGGAGCAGUCUGUUUCUUUUAUUUCAUUUUUAAUGUUUUCAGAGCAAUGUAAUGCUAACUGCGAUGAAGCUGUGCUCUAGGAGAAGAUUUGGGAGAUCUUUUAUUUUUAAAAUUGAGAGAAUAAAGGACUCAGCUGUGUCUAAAAAUGGCUCUGAAAUUGUAAAUCAGGAAUAUUAUGUUUUGGAGUUCUGACACUGCAAUUAUUUUUUAUUUUGUAAAUGUUUUAAGAAUUGUACAUUUUGUAAUACAAGUUUUGUAUGGAAGCUUGUUUCCUUUUUCUUUUCCUUCUGGAGCAAAUAUCUGGAAUGUUUGCUCAAUCCCAAACUGCGGACUAGCACACGGAAUUGCAUGGCCAAGUAACUGAAAGCAGCCAGCAUUGCUCUACAUAUCUAUUCCCCCUCAGUAGAUAUGGAUGCUAAAUUUGUAUUACUGUAAUUAAACAUUAAUAAAUCAACUCUAAGAAAGUGGCCUGAAAAGUGCAGGUAUUAAU